CCGUGCACUUCUCUAUUUGCAGCUCGCGCCGCCGCGGAGGAGCCCAAGGCGCGGACGACACCUCCGGUGCGGUUAGUCGACCUUCCCUUCGGCCGACGAGCUUCUGCCGGGCGGUGCGCGACUGUGUCCGGGAAUGAGAGACGAUGGCCGGCUGUGCAGAGGAGAAAACCUUCCGCCGCUUCCUGGAGCUCUUCCUCCGGGAGAUGAGGGCGCCUCUGCAGGAGAGCGACCCGCUGCCCCUGCGCCCCGUGUCCGACCUGCUCACGGACGAAGAGCUGGAGGGAGAAAGUCUGGACCUGUGUCUGCAGCAGCUCUACAAAUAUAACUGCCCGUGCUCCCUGGCGGCAGCGUUGGCACGAGCCACUACAGACAGCGUCCUGCAGAUGGACAUGUCCCAGAUGAGUCAGACCCAGGAGGGAGCGGAUCUGCCCCAGGUGGAGUCGGUGAAGUUGGCGCGUCUUCUCUUUAACUGCCUGUUCGACACGUGCUGCCAGUGGGUGAAGGAGAUGCCCUUCCAGCGCCGCCCACAGCCGUACUACGAGACGUCCAUCCACGCCAUCAAGAACAUGAGACGCAAGAUGGAGGACAAGCACAUCAUCAUCCCAGACUUCAACACGCUCUUCAACAUCCAGGACCAGGAGGAGCAGGCGUUCUUCGCCGUCUUUGAUGGUCACGGUGGCGUGGACGCGGCUAACUACGCCUCCACGCACCUCCAUGUGAACCUGGCGCACCAGGAGAGCUUCAAGGAGGACCUGGGGGAGGCGCUGUACCGCGCCUUCAGACUCACGGACGAACAGUUUGUGAAGAAGGCGUCACGAGAGCACCUGCGCUGUGGCACGACGGGCGUGGUGACGUUUCUCCGCGGGCGCACUCUUCACGUGGCCUGGUUGGGUGACUCUCAGGUCAUCCUGGUCAGGAGGGGGCAGGUGGUGGAGCUGAUGAAGCCUCACAAACCUGACAGAGAGGACGAGAAGAAGAGGAUCGAAGCUCUGGGAGGCUGCGUGAUCUGGUUUGGCACAUGGAGAGUGAACGGCAGCCUGUCUGUGUCCAGAGCCAUCGGGGACUCUGAGCACAAACCGUACAUCUGUGGAGACGCCGACCACAGCCUGUUCCCUCUGGACGGCUCGGAGGAUUACCUGAUCUUGGCGUGCGAUGGAUUCUGGGACACGGUGGGUCCGGAGGAGGCGGUGCGGGUGGUGAGCGACCACCUGAGCGAGAACACGGGAGACACCACCAUGGUGGCGCACAAGCUGGUGGCGUCCGCCCGCGACGCCGGUUCCAGCGACAACAUCACCGUGAUGGUGGUGUUCCUGAGGGACCCGCGCUGCCCCGCCCCCGCCGGCUUCGAGGAGGAGGAGGAGCCUAUGACGGAGCGGGCGGAGCCGGCGGAGGAAGCGGGGGCGGGCGAGGAGGAAGAGGAGGAGGAAGAGGAGGAAGAAGAGGGGGCGAGGGUGGAGCGUGCGGGUGAGGGGGGCACUAACGCGGACCAGGGGGUGAAGUCUCGCGGCUGGCCCCUGCAGCAGUGCUCCGCCCCCGCCGACCUGGCGUACGAAGACCGCACAGACUCUUUCACGGACAGGACCACCCUGAGCCUGGGGCCUCCGCUCGGCCACACCUUCCUGCCCAGGGUCCCGGGCAGAAAAGCAGAGGGGCCCCUGCGGCGCCGCCCCCUGCUCUGGUCUCAGGAGCCGGGCUCCACGGACCCCCUGUCCCGCUCUUUUCCGUAUCUGCACACGGCACCACUGUGCCCUGGGCCCGGCUCCACCCUCAGGCAAGGCUCCGCCCUCAGGCCCACCCACCAGCGCCGCCGCCUCCGCAGGGCCCUGCAGGGGUCCGCCCGUCACACCGCACCCCACAUCCUGCCUCCCGCCCUGAGGCACAGGCACGAAGCGGCGCGCCCUCACCUGCCUCUGGAGGCCUCCAUCUGAAGCCGUGCCCGCGUGCCCGCGUGCCCACCGGCCCGCGUGCCCACGUGUCCGUGUGACCGCGUGCCCACGUGUCCGUGUGACCGCGUGCCCACAGGCCCACGAGCCCACGUGCCCACGAGCCCGCGUGCCCACGUGUCGCCCGCUUCAGCUCCACCUCUCACAUGUUUAGUGGCUCCUCCGUGACGUGUCUCUGGACUCACAGCACCACAGGGCACUCAGCAAUAACGCUGCAAACUCAAACUCUUUGUUCUGAUUUGACCCUAGUUCAGUGUAAAUGUUUAGUUUGAGUCAAAGGUCAAAGGUCAGACUUCUGUAUUUCCAUGGUAACGAGUUCAUGACCCUCGCGCUUUACAGUCUGUGGCUCACCACACGUCUGCCCACCUUUAGUCUUAUCAAGGGAUCAUCAUACUUAAAGUGUAGGUUAAACAGGGUCUGUAGAUCCUUCUUCACUCUUCUUCACGUCUGUCGCUGAAGCGUCUGUAGAUCGUUCUUCACUCUUCUUCAUGUCUGUCGCUGAAGCGUCUGUAGAUCGUUCUUCACUCUUCUUCACGUCUGUCGCUGAAGCGUCUGUAGAUCGUUCUUCACUCUUCUUCACG
Messenger RNA from Boleophthalmus pectinirostris (great blue-spotted mudskipper), 2524 nucleotides. RefSeq names its product protein phosphatase, Mg2+/Mn2+ dependent, 1E (gene ppm1e). The coding region runs from base 144 to 1928 and encodes 594 amino acids. NCBI's taxonomy places the organism in Eukaryota, Metazoa, Chordata, Actinopteri, Gobiiformes, Gobiidae. The transcript is spliced from 7 exons. Gene Ontology annotation, molecular function: protein serine/threonine phosphatase activity; cation binding. The record is from RefSeq and is a predicted model, not a curated record. Gene Ontology annotation, biological process: protein dephosphorylation; negative regulation of protein kinase activity.